Molecule: messenger RNA, 1646 nt
Organism: Carassius auratus (goldfish)
Lineage: Eukaryota; Metazoa; Chordata; Actinopteri; Cypriniformes; Cyprinidae
Product: protein ALP1-like
Exons: 2
Coding region: 94-1332 (412 amino acids)
Source: RefSeq, a predicted model, not a curated record
CGCGCUGCGCAACUUUACGCUUCUUAAACUCGCUUUUCACUCAGAAGAAGAGUGCAAGUAUUUACGCGCUUGUCAGAAUCAUACAAAGAAAACAUGAAUAUUUCAAGCACCAGUAACUCUAGCUCCAGUUCCAGCGAUGAAGAAAUUAUUGUUCUGUUGAAUGAGGAAAGACGCCGGAAAAGACGCCGAUUUUGGGUACAUCCCAUAGUUACGAGAAGAGAAGAACAUGGGGAGUUUUAUCGACUGGUACAAGAGCUGAAAAUGUAUCAUGAGCGUUUUCGGGGGUAUUUUAGAAUGUCCGUCAGUGAGUUCGAAAAUUUACUUCAACAACUGGCUCCCUUGCUGACGAAAGAACAGACACACUACCGUAAACCAAUCGACCCAGAACAGCGUUUGGCCGUGUGUUUACGUUUUCUAAGCACUGGGGACUCGUACCGCUCUAUUGCGUUCAGCUUUCGACUUGGUGUGUCAACUGUGGCUUCGAUAGUGAGUGAAACCUGUGAUGCAUUGUGGCACUGCCUCAGAGAUGAACAUUUGCCAGUGCCUACUGAAGAGAUGUGGAGGAGUACAGCCAGGAGAUUCCAUGAAAGAUGGAAUUUCCCUAACUGCUUGGGAGCCAUGGAUGGGAAACACAUAUUCAUCCAGGCCCCUGCAAACUCUGGUUCUCUAUACUUUAAUUAUAAAGGUACAUUCUCCGUUGUAUUGCUGGCCUUAGUUGAUGCAGAUUACCGCUUCCUGGUGGUUGAUGUGGGGAGCUAUGGCAGCAACAGUGAUGGAGGAAUCUUUGCCAAUUCUGUACUGGGAAAGGCACUCAGAAAUGGAACUCUGAAUGUUCCCCCACCAAGUGAACUUCCAGGUGCUCCUGAGCUGGGAAAAGUUAACCAUGUCAUUGUGGCGGAUGAAGCUUUUCCGCUGAAACCAUAUCUCCUCCGGCCAUACCCUGGACGCCGCCUCCCCACAGACAAGAGAAUUUUCAAUUAUCGUUUGUCUCGGGCACGGCGCAUCUCUGAAAAUGUAUUUGGCAUCCUCAGUCAACGCUUCCGGGUUUUCCAAAGAACUUUACAGGUUCAACCAAGUGUUGUUGACAAAGUUGUCAAAGCUGCUUGUGCGUUGUGCAAUUAUUUGCGCCCGAACGGAAAUGACCAGAAUCGUGCCACAGAGGAUGACCAUGAUUGUGAGCAACCACUACAAGGCUUUGAACAUUGUAGGGGGCAGCGGGCAUCUGUGGAGGCCCAAAAUGUCCGAGAACUGUACAAAGAGUACUUCAACUCACCAGCAGGAGAAGUUGCUUGGCAGUAUGACCAUGUGAACCAUGCUCUGGGGAACAGAUAAUAUCAACCUAUAAAUUUGAGCCAUUUUAAUUACAUUUUCCAUUGAGAAAACUGCUAGUGUAUGUGUAUAUAUACAAUUUCUGUGAACUUGAAUACACUAUCAAAUCUAUUGCAUCUGAUUCUUCAUUAAUUAAUAUGGCAGCACUCACCACAGCAAAUUAAAUAUUUUUGAUAUAACAUGUUCUAUCAAAGUUAAAGCAUAGUUUUUUUUUGCAAAAAGUAAAGUAUUUGGUCACUUCAACAUAUACUUAUUUACAACUAAAUGUAAGUUGUAUUUUUGAAAAUGUGUAUUUUUAAUAAACAUUUUUACUAGCA